AUGAGCUCCUCGUCCGCGGCCAGCAUCGGGCAGCCGCCGCCGCCGCCGCCCGCGCCGCCGCCGCUGGAGGAAGAGAAGAAGUGCCUCAACUCGGAGCUGUGGCACGCGUGCGCCGGCCCGCUCGUCUGCCUCCCCACCGUCGGCACGCGCGUCGUCUACUUCCCGCAGGGCCACAGCGAGCAGGUGGCAGCGUCGACGAACAAGGAGGUGGACGGGCACAUCCCCAACUACCCCAACCUGCCGCCGCAGCUGAUCUGCCAGCUCCAUGAUGUCACAAUGCAUGCGGAUGUGGAGACGGACGAAGUGUACGCGCAGAUGACGCUGCAGCCGCUCAACCCACAAGAGCAGAACGACGCGUACCUGCCUGCGGAGAUGGGAAUCAUGAGCAAGCAGCCGACGAAUUACUUCUGCAAGACGCUGACUGCGAGCGACACCAGCACGCAUGGCGGCUUCUCGGUGCCCCGUCGUGCUGCCGAGCGCGUCUUCCCCCCUCUGGAUUUCACACAGCAGCCUCCAGCACAGGAGCUUAUUGCACGGGAUAUUCAUGAUGUCGAGUGGAAGUUCAGGCAUAUCUUCCGAGGCCAGCCCAAAAGACACCUGCUGACUACUGGCUGGAGUGUGUUUGUCAGUGCUAAGAGACUUGUUGCUGGAGAUUCUGUGCUAUUCAUAUGGAAUGAGAAAAACCAGCUUUUGCUUGGAAUCAGACACGCCAGCCGUCCACAGACUGUGAUGCCCUCUUCUGUUCUUUCAAGUGACAGCAUGCACAUUGGUCUCCUUGCAGCAGCAGCUCAUGCUGCUGCAACAAACAGCCGCUUCACAAUUUUCUAUAAUCCUAGGGCAAGUCCGUCAGAAUUUGUUAUACCCCUUUCGAAAUACAUCAAGGCUGUUUUUCACACGCGGAUAUCAGUUGGGAUGCGAUUCAGGAUGUUGUUUGAGACUGAGGAAUCUAGUGUCCGUAGGUACAUGGGGACAAUAACAGAAGUGAGUGAUGCUGACCCAGUGCGUUGGCCUAGUUCCUAUUGGAGAUCAGUGAAGGUUGGUUGGGAUGAAUCAACAGCAGGAGAAAGGCCGCCUAGAGUUUCUCUGUGGGAAAUUGAGCCACUGACAACCUUUCCUAUGUAUCCAUCCCUGUUCCCACUGCGAGUUAAGCAUCCUUGGUAUUCAGGAGUUGCUGCUCUUCAUGAUGACAGCAAUGCUUUGAUGUGGCUGAGAGGAGUUGCUGGUGAAGGGGGCUUUCAGUCUUUGAACUUCCAGUCACCUGGUAUAGGUUCCUGGGGACAACAGAGGCUCCAUCCAUCCUUACUUAGCAAUGACCAUGAUCAGUAUCAAGCAGUGGUUGCUGCCGCAGCUGCCUCCCAGUCAGGUGGUUAUCUGAAGCAGCAAUUCCUACACCUUCAACAGCCUAUGCAGUCCCCACAGGAGCAGUGCAAUCUCAAUCCGCUGUUGCAGCAACAAAUACUACAGCAAGCGAGCCAACAGCAGAUGGUUAGUCCUGAUGCUCAAAAUAUUCAGUCCGUGCUCAGCCCAAGUGCUAUUCAGCAGCAGCUCCACCAACUCCAGCAGAUGCAGCACGCUCAUAAUGACCAGAAGCAGAAGAUUCAACCAGAUCAACCGUAUCAAGUUCCUAGCAGUGCGGUUCUCCCGAGUCCAACAUCAUUACCAAGCCAUUUGCGUGAAAAAUUUGGCUUUUCUGAUCCUAAUGUGAACUCUUCCAGCUUCAUCAGCUCUAGCAGCAACGAAAACAUGCUGGAAUCAAACUUCCUUCAGGGAAGUUCAAAAUCUGUGGAUUUGUCUAGAUUCAACCAACCAGUAGUUAGCGAGCAGCAGCAGCAGCAACAGGCAUGGAAGCAGAAGUUUAUGGGCUCACAAUCGAUGUCUUUUGGGGGCUCGGUUUCGCUUAACUCACCCACUAGCAAAGAUGGUUCUGCUGACAACAAAAUUGGUCGUGAUGUGCAGAACCAGUCCCUUUUUAGCCCUCAAGUUGACUCUUCCUCCCUACUGUACAAUAUGGUACCUAAUCUGACCUCAAAUGUUGCUGUUAAUAAUAUAUCAGCGAUUCCCUCUGGAUCAACAUAUCUGCAGAGUCCAAUGUAUGGUUGUCUGGAUGACUCUUCUGGUUUAUUGCAAAAUACAGGAGAGAAUGAUCCGGCAACUAGAACUUUCGUUAAGGUUUACAAGUCAGGAUCAGUGGGGAGAUCCUUGGACAUCACCCGGUUCUCUAAUUAUGCUGAACUUCGAGAGGAACUGGGUCAGAUGUUCGGCAUUAAGGGUCAGUUGGACGACCCUGAUAGAUCAGGCUGGCAGCUUGUAUUUGUCGACAGGGAGAACGAUGUGCUUCUCCUUGGAGACGACCCGUGGGAGUAA
Miscanthus lutarioriparius is the source of this 2364-nucleotide messenger RNA. Lineage: Eukaryota; Viridiplantae; Streptophyta; Magnoliopsida; Poales; Poaceae. The record is from the annotation of a GenBank genome assembly.